Cryptosporidium ubiquitum is the source of this 6594-nucleotide messenger RNA. Its product is annotated as ankyrin repeats containing protein. The coding region runs from base 1 to 6594 and encodes 2197 amino acids. The record is from RefSeq and is a predicted model, not a curated record. NCBI's taxonomy places the organism in Eukaryota, Apicomplexa, Conoidasida, Eucoccidiorida, Cryptosporidiidae. Gene Ontology annotation, molecular function: protein binding. The transcript has a single exon.
AUGAAAAACACACAAAAUAAAGCUAAUUCUAUCUUUUUCCAAGAUAGUAAAUUUAAAAUACCUGAGAUCAAAAUCAUUAUUUUCCUCUUAAUUACCCUCUGUUUCGGAAUUCUAAAAAAUUCCCAGUUUGCUGUAUGUUCUGAAAUAAGAGGACCUAUAGCUAAUUGCAAGAAUGCCCACGAUAAUUACUAUUAUAAAAAAGCAGGACUAGAGCAAUUGUCUGAGGAUAAACUUUAUAAAGAUAACAAAAUUUUUGGAGUUGGAAAAAAUAUCUUUCCUGAACUAAUUAAUGAACUUGCUGAACUUCCUGAAGUAACCAAAAAUUUGCUAUUAACAGGAAAAUUUGAUAAUACUGAAGAUUUCUUCGAAAGUUUGGUAUAUGUUGAAAAUGAUAUUGAGGAUAAUUCUGAUAAUCAACUCUAUUCUGCUAUAAAUCAUGAUGGAUCUAUGCUUUUUUCAUUUAACGCCAGAGUUAGGAAAAAUGCAAUUGUUCCAAUAUAUUAUAAAAGACCAGUACAAAAGGUACCAUUAGAAGAGAAACUUACCUAUUAUAUUCAUCCCUUAUAUUUAAUUGCAGACUUCCUUGAGACUGAUAUGAGCUCAAAGGCUAUCUUGGACAUUAUUGAACCUCUUAUGCAUAAUAUUACUAUGUACAAUCACGAAUACAAAAAGAGAAAUCUUAUUUACUGUAAGAAACUUAAUAGUAUUAAAAGUAAAGUCUUGGAUACUGAAGGAGGAUACCAUAUACUACAUAAUCUUAUUAAGCGUAAAAGGAGUGGAUCUUUGCGUAUUCUUAAGAAACUUAUUCAAUAUGGUCUGGAUAUUCACAUUUUUGAAAAGUUUCCUCAAUUAUUUACCCUUGCUGUAAGGAAAUCCAAUCAUUCAAUAGUCAGAUUCAUUUUGGAAGAAAUUUCAAAAGUUACAAAUUGUUCUAAAAGUGAGCAAACCACUCUGGAAAACUCAGGCCACAAUUUUAAUUUCACUAUCAACUCUAAUUCAUCUUCUAGUUUUAAUAUUACCAAUAUUUCAUCUAAUCAUACUAAUAUAUAUUCACCCCCUAACGAAUACACUAGAUCAUCAGUUAUUCCUUCUUCUCCUUCCUCUUCCUUAAACUACUUAAAUUCAUCACCUUCAUCAAUAUAUUCUACUUAUUCCACUGAACAGAAGAAUAUUAACUUUGAUUUUCUCAAUAAAUUUCAAAAUGAUGAUUAUUCUGCUUUAUACAUCCACAAGAUCUAUGAUCAUUCCAGACACAAUCAUUUCCAUGAUCAUUAUAAUCAGUCUAAUCAUCACUCUACUGCUUCUGGAGGUAAAAAUAUGAAAUGUGAUCAGAGUAAUCUGGUAAAUAUGGUUGACAAUUACAAUCAUACUUCUCUAUUUUAUGCUGUUGAAAACAAUGAUCUCGAAAUGGCUAAAAUCUUGAUUUCAAAUGGGGCCUGUAUUAAUAUGUGGGAUCCUAGAACCGGUCAAAAUCCUCUUAUGGUAGCUUUGGAGAAUCACAAUGGAGCAAUGCUUAGUUUAAUUAUGGACCAUGGAGGUGAUCCUUUAAGAAUUUCACCUAUUUCAGGUCUCGAUGUAAUGGACCUUGCAAUUAAAGAAAAUGAUGGUAAAAUGAUUGAAAAGAUUGUAAAUCAUAAUAAUUAUGACAUUAACACUUCUGAUAAUGAUAUUGGAUCCAUUAUUUUGGAAUAUGCAACUUUUCAAGAUAAGUCUGAACUUAAGCUUAUAGGCAAGACUUUCAAGAAACAUCUUAAUCGUGAUUACUUCUUUAAACAACUCAAAGAUUAUGAGAAAGAGGCAAGACAUGUUCUUGAUAUUGUUAAAAUCCGAAUUUCAGAUUCAUUAUUAAAUAGAUUGCUCAAGAUGGAAAGCAAAAAGAAAGUUGCAAUAAUUUGUCAGAUAACUGAUGAAGAUGGAAGAGGAGCUCUAUGGUGGUCCGCUUACUAUGGUAAUAUUAAGCAGAUACAAUAUAUACUUGAUUUUUAUAGUAAAGCAAUACGUAAUAAAUGGGUUGGAUAUCAGAAUUGUAAUCCUCACAAGGAUGAUAAGUACGGUAUUUAUCCAUUAAAUUUAAUAAUUCGUAAGGUUUUAAAGAUACCAAAGAAACUAAUUAUUGACAUGCUUCAGUUUAGAGAUCCACAAACUAACUCUACUCUAGUUUUACAGAUUCUCACCAAAUCAAAACAACCUUUAAGAGCAUUAAAGAGUAUAAUCCAUACUCUGAAAGAAAAGUUUAAUAUCUCAUAUUCUUUUAUUAAUAUUUGGCCAAAUGGUUCUAGUAUAACUGACCCAAUAUACUAUUCAAUCAGGAAAAAAUUACCCACAAAAGUUAUUUACUAUCUACUAGAAAUAGCUGUCAAGUACUCUGAGGAGGCCAUGGGAAGUACUUCAAUUUGGAGAAGAAGAGUAAUUAAUUCUGUCCAUAUUUUGAAAAAUGUUAAGAAUGUGGAUAUAUCAUCCAUGUUACAACUCCAUGAGAGUCAUUUUUUACAUUUUGAUCAUCAAGAUGGUAACAUAUUUAAUAAUGACUUUAAUGAUGAUCUAAUGCUUUCUCUUAAGAAAAAGCUGAUUAGGAAUAUGCCUGACAAGAAUGAACGGAAACUUCUCAAAGAGCCAAAAUUAUUCUUUACUAAUAAUGGGGUUGGGUCAAGGAAUAUAUUUGAUAACAAAUGGAGAACUAACAUCAACUUUCUCCUUCAAAACGAAGAUUCCCAGGCAAAAACUCCGUCUAAUACUAUUCCUCCUGAGGAUUUUCCUUUGGUUAUUCUCCCUCCAAAAAUUAGGUCAAUAUUUUCAACUAAAUAUGCAAAAGUUGAUAAUAGCCCUGAAAGCAUUGCAAAGAUUAUUCUUGGAAGAGGUCCUUCACACAAAUCAAUUGAAAACAUCAGAAAACUAAUUGAGUAUGCUAUUGGACUUGGUUCUGAUGACUUUCAAGAUUCAAAUGGAUAUAAUUCUAUUCAUUCCUCUCCUUUAAAUAUGAGUUCUUUAUUCAAAACAGGAAAUCCAGGAAAAAUAUAUACUAACAAAAAUUCUUUUGGGAGUAACUCAAAUAUAGAAAAAAGUCAAAUUAUUAAAAAUGGCAAUGGCCAAAUAUUUAGGAAAAACAGUAAUGACGAUCUUGGAGGUCGCAAAUCUAAAAAUAUGAUAAAGCUGGAAAAAGCUAUUGGGAAAGAAAUGAACGACGGCUCUUAUUCCAAUUCUAACUUGCUUAAAUCUAAAUUCAAAAAGAAAAAUCAUUUGGAUACCUAUGAUCAAGAAAUUGGUGAAUAUGAGAGUACUGCAUCUAGCUCAGAAGACUCAAAACUUUCUUUUUAUGAAUUGUCUAAUCAAAAAUCUUACUAUUCCCAUGAAACUUCUCAAAAUACAGGAAUGUCAUCCCUCUCACAUAAACGCCAAUUUCCUUUUUCAUCAUCUUCCCAGUCAACAUCUCCAGAUAUUUCUAGCCAAAGUUCUGGUUCAAGUUCCUCUUCCUCAUUACCUCCUUCGUCUUAUACUUAUGCCAAUUUCAUCCCAAACCACUUUCUAUAUCCUUUUGGAGAAGCUAGCACUGAUGCAAUUUACUCUAUUGUCAAACUCAGGCCUGAAACUAUUGGUGAAAUCCUUACUAGAGUCAGUUACAAAUCUCCCUCAGAUGCCAUUCGUAUUCUUUCUUUGUUGGAUGCCCUUCCAAGCGAUUUCCCGCCAUUUAAUGUGCAUGCAUAUUCCCCUCUACAAAGGGCCGCCACAAUUUUGUAUAAAUAUAAAGGUCAAAGAGACACUUUACCGGUAUUGCAUGCAUUAUUGUCAUCAAGAUUUGUACAAUUAUUUUCUUCAGAACAGCUAAUGGAGAGUUUGAAUUUGCUUGCUUUAAUUGAUUACAAGCCUUCAAGUACAUUGGAGCUAUUUGGAGGAAUACCAAAUUAUUGUUUGUAUUAUGGAAAUAAAAGUGGGAAUUUCAGGUAUUAUUAUUCAAAAAGUGGUUACUGGGAAAUGAAUUCUUUUUCAAAUGAAAAGGGGACAAUAGAUGACAAUGAUUUCGAUUCUUCAAUUGGAAUUGAUCAUAAAAAAGAUCAUUUUGAAUUUGGAGACCAAAGUUUUGAUACUUUAGAAGAAGAAAAUACUCAAUAUUGGAAUUUUAAGACAAAUUAUGAGAAGAAUAUCAAGUUUAAUAUGAAUGAUAAUGAAAAUGAAAAAAACAAUAUAGGAAAUAAUGAAAGCCUUAGUGCAGAUAAGAUGAAUAAUAGUUGUCCAAUCAAGUUGAUUAUAAUAGAGAAAUUGAAAGAAAUAUCAACUCUUCCUUGGGAAAAGAAGCUGACAGAUUCUGAUAUAAUGUUUCUUAUACUUUGCUUCUUUACUUUAUUAGUAUUGUUUUCUGUAUAUUUUAAUUCGAAUUUAAGCUUUCAUUCAAUGUUUAAUUCUAUAAACAAGAAAAUGAUAAAGUAUUCAAAUCAAUUAAAUUCUGAAAUACCUUUAUCUGGCGUAGAAUGCAAUUUUGCUAUGGAUUUUGGUUUGGUUUUUAUGCUAAAUAUUCCAUUUCCUUCAAAGAAUAAUAUAAAAACAGGGCUUUGGAAUGCUAUAAAAGCUUGCUUUUUAAUUAAUAAAGUUUCUGAUUUUCCAGUAAAAAAGUAUGGAAAUACUCACGAAAAUCAUUAUGAAUCAAUCCAAUAUUCAUUUGUUUCACUAAUAAUAAAGUUUUCAAAUUUCUUUAAUUUAAUUAAAAUAAUUUCAAUUUUGAUUUUUUUUAUAUGGAUUGUAGUUUUCCAAAUUUACGAAGAGAUUGUAUGUUUCAUAAUACUUACUUGUAUUGCAAUUAUUAUAUAUACUUUGCAUGGAUUUAGAAUUGAUGAGAAUAUGUAUAACCAAUUAAGUUCUUGUUUUAAGUACAACAAUGCUUUAUUAUUACCAGAGAUUAUGAUUCUUUAUGAACAAACAAAUAAUCAAGUAAUAAGAAUAGCAAAAAAAGCAAUCAACCUUCAUAGUAACCUUAAAAAUGCCAAACUCUCUCAGAAUCAUGAUGCUAAGGAAUUAUCAACAAAGCAAAUUCAAAAAUUUGAACUUUCAAAAAAUAACUUUUAUCCAGAAAAUACUUAUACAGAGAUUCCAGAAAUUGGGUUAUUGGAAAUAUCAAAAUUUUGUUAUAAUAAUGUAGAGAAAAUUUUCAAAUGUUACCGUUUACUAUUCAUUAUCCAAGUUGUUUGUUUAAUACUUUCUUUUUUAAUCACCAUAAAGUUACCUUUUAAUUGCUAUAAUAACCCAGAAUUUGUAAUCUCUAAAGACUGGAAAUAUAGUUUGACAAAUAUUUCAUUUAUUUUCAAUAAUAUAAACUCUUGCAGGAAACUUUACCAAUUUCAAUAUCCUCAUCUUUUUCAAAUGACCAGAUUUUACCCAUUAACAGUAUCAAUUCUUCAUUUUAUAGCAUUUAUAUAUUAUUGGCAAUUACUUUCAAUGAUUUCAUCCCCUAUUUUAUCAAUAAUACUUGCUUUAUACCACUUUUAUUCACUUGCAAGUGUAUUUAGUUCUGCUAUUUCAACUCCAAUUAGUAUUUUACUUCCAAAUGCUAAAAAUAGCAAACUUUUAAUUUCUCAGUCUUAUUCAUCAAAAGAAAUCAGCAGAACCAAUUCAGUAAGUACUCCUUUGUUCUCUGGAGAGAAGCAACAAUCCAAAGAUAAACAGUCUAGUUAUAAUAAAUCUUUGAUAAUUGAUGAAAAGAACUCAAUAAUAAGCUCAAAUGGAUGUAAUUCACCAAGCCAUGUUAAUUUAACGAAAAACUCUUCAAUUAAUUCUUUAAAAACUCAAAGUAAUUCCAAUAUCAGGUUACAAAGUGUGGGAGAAAUAGCAAACCCUGGAUCUUUUGAUAUUUCCAAUAUGAGAAACCAGAGUGGAAAUAACAGAGUAUGUCAUAACUCCGAUAACUUAUCUUUAACCCCACCACAUAAUACUUUAAAUAUACUUCAAAAUUCAAAUCCAAUUACAACAAGAAGUUUUAUUAAUAAUCAAAGUCCUGAAAUCAGGCUAAGUAAUUUCCUUAAAUUAAACCAUUACUCAACAGAAAUACAGUACCAAGAUUAUGAACACUUUGAAAUGAAUUAUUCCAAGAUUUAUCCUUAUAAAAUUGAGAAUAAUUCUGAAACUUCAUACUACCAAGUUCUUGAAGCACAGAUCUAUCCAUUUUUUAUUUGGGCAGACUCAAGAAGAGCAUCCCAUAGAAUAUGCAAAUAUUUUUGGAAACCUAUUGACUUUUUUAAAGACGUUCUGGCCAUUGUAACUAUUUCUUUUGCAAUGAUGUACUACUAUGUCGAGCUUAAAUCUUUGCCAAUAAAAACUAUAAGAUUAUGGAAUUUAGUUCCAAUCUUUACACUACUUCUUUCUGCAUCAUUAAUAUAUAUAAUGUAUAUUAUGAUUAAAAUUCACAAUCUAACUGUUGAAUUUUGGCAAUGGGUACCUGAUGUUUAUGAUAUUCUUCCUAUAUGUUCAAAUUUAUUGAACUCAGUCGAAACAACCAUGAGAUUAUUACCAUUUCUUACAUCACCAUUUUAUAUUUUAAAUACACCAGUAAAGUUACCUUUACUUUUUGGUUCAAUUUUCAUGAUUGUAAUAUCAAUCAAUUUUAAUUAA